GUAGACCAGUUCUCAUCUUUCACAUGAAUAUAUCCUUUUCAUGCAACACUCAUAAAUCCUUUCUUACAAGCAAUGGCUUCAUUUUAAUUCUAACUCUCAAAAACUCCCUUUUUUUCAUUCAAACAUGGAGAAUAAUAAACUCUCCAUCAUCCUACUAACAACCCUACUCUUUUUUUUCUCCUCUCUUCCUUUAUCUAUCUCCCAAACCCAAACUCAAACCAACGUCUCCUCAUUAUGCAACGGCAUUUUCUUACAGUACAGAUACACUGAAGGCGAGCAACUACCCCCGAACAUCACCACCUCGGAUGCAACGCAGCAGCCUUACAGAUUUCAAUCAACGCUAUACAUACAAAACAAUGGGUUGCAAGAGUUGAGGUCGUGGCGUGCUUUUGUUGGGUUUCAGCAUGGUGAGCUUUUGGUGUCAGCAUCUAAUGCUGUGCUUCUUGAUGGUGCUCCUUUGCCAGCUAAUGUUUCGAAUGGCACCGUCUUUAGCGGCUUUCCGGUGCCGGACUUGAGGACUGCUGUUGAGACAGCCGGUGAUUUGACUCAGAUGAGUGCCCUAGUUGAGUUGGUGGGUACUGAGUUUGGUGUUCCUCCAGAAGAGUUUCCUAUGCCUACUAAUAUUAGCCUUGCUAAUGAUGGUUUUAUCUGCCUUAAUCAGACUACGCAAGGGAGUAAUAUGUAUACAUGCUGCACGGAAGAUCCUGAUGCCAGAUCAACCAUAAAUGCAACGGAACAAUUUCUACCUCGGCAAAAUGGUGAUUUGAGCAUAAUGUAUGAUGUCAUCUCAGCAUUUGAAUCAAAUUACUGGGCUCAAGUUACGAUUACAAAUCAAAAUCCAACAGGGCGGCUAGAUAAUUGGCAAUUAAGCUGGCAAUGGAUGAGAAAUGAGUUCAUCUAUGCCAUGCGAGGCGCUAGCCCUUACAAAGUGGAUACCUCUGAUUGCAUCUUUGGCGAUGCAGCAACCUUCUACCAAAACCUGGACCUCUCUAGAGCCAUAAGUUGCGAGCCAGAGCAGACGAUCAUAGACCUACCACCGGCUUUUGCAGAUAAUCCUACCUUAGGUUCCAUCCCUUAUUGUUGUCGAAAUGGUACACUUUUGCCUUCCAACAUCGAUCCAAGCAUGUCCAUUUCAGCCUUUCAAAUGCAGGUGUACAAGAUGCCACCUGACCUUAAUGUUACUACAUUUAAUCCACCACAAAAUUGGAGGAUCAACGGGACAUUUAAUCAAGACUACCAAUGUGGAAAUCCGAUUAGAGUGAGUCCGAGCCUCCUCCCUAACCCGAAUGGCCUCCCAGUGGAUUCAGAGGCAAUUGCAACCUGGCAAGUGGUAUGUAACAAGACUCGAAUAACUAGCGCAAGACCUCCAAAAUGUUGCGUGUCUUUCUCUUCUUUCUUCCAUGAAUCUGUUAUUCCUUGUAAUACAUGUGCUUGUGGAUGCCCUAACCCUGGACAAGCACAAGAACAAGCUUGCAAUGCUAGUGCGGACGCAAUCCCCUUACCAUCCUACGCACUUUUGACACCAUAUGAGAAUCGGACUGCAAUCACCACAGAGUAUGCUAGAUUGAACCAUAUACCCAUAGCUAAUAACCUCUUACCUUGUGGUGAUAACUGUGGAAUCACUAUAAAUUGGCAUUUAUUAUCUGAUUAUCGCGAUGGUUGGACCUCUAGGAUUACUAUUUUCAAUUGGGAAGAUACUAAUUACUCUGAAUGGUUUGUGGCCGCAGAACUUGAUAGGGCCAUAGAAGGGCUAGAUAGGGUUUAUUCCUUCAAUGGAACUGCUAUGACCGAGGACAAUGGAACUAUUUUCAUGCAUGGUUUUCCAAGUGAAAAUGAUUACCUUCUGGGAAUAGUUAACGGGUCUAACCCACGGAGAGACCCUAGACGUCCAGGUACAUUACAAUCAGUGCUUUUAUUUGACAAGAGAAGAACACCAGGGAUUAAUGUGGCUCGUGGGGAUGGUUUUCCUACAAAAUUCAUCUUUAAUGGCGAGGAAUGUUCUCUUCCUACAACAUUACCAAUAAGCUCCACUACCAUGCUCACUUUAGCUACUAGCAUGUAUAGCUUGCUUAUAGUAACUAUAGUUUUUAUCCUUAUAUAAUUGUAGCUUUUGCAGGAUCUUAUAUUAUUUGGAUUUUUGGGUACAUGCAUAAGAGAAAUAGAGAAUAUCAUGAUUUUGACAGUACAUUUUCUGCAAUGUAUAAAAACUUGGUACUUGGGAGAUAUUUUUUUUUUAAUUGAGGAAUGUUGAUGACAUGAUCAUUUGUAUAUAAACUGAAAACAUAAUUGAUAUAAGUAGAGAAUACUUUUGAUGGUUAA
This is a messenger RNA of Beta vulgaris subsp. vulgaris (sugar beet), 2319 nucleotides long. RefSeq names its product COBRA-like protein 7. Lineage: Eukaryota; Viridiplantae; Streptophyta; Magnoliopsida; Caryophyllales; Amaranthaceae. Gene Ontology annotation, biological process: cellulose microfibril organization. The record is from RefSeq and is a predicted model, not a curated record. The coding region runs from base 125 to 2101 and encodes 658 amino acids. Gene Ontology annotation, cellular component: membrane. The transcript has 2 exons.